AGCCCAUUUGACAAAAAAUUAAACGUGUUCUCUUCCUCAUCUGUCACCUUUCAUAUACUCCACUUUUUCCCUCUUUAUAAUUUCUUGAUUCCUCCAUAAUCUCAAUCCUUUUUCCAAUUUCUCUCCUUCUGAAAUCCAAUCGAAUUGAAUUAUCAAGCAAUAAUCAUAAUCAUAAUCACAAUCAAAUUCAAAUAUAAUUGAUGCAUAAUUUGAAAUCACGAUCGACUUAGGGUUUAGCGAUUCCGAUUUAAUUUUUUGUUUUCAGUUUUCACCUCCAUUUUUGAGUUUUUAGUGUUAGGCUUACGCAAAAAUGGGUGGAGAUUGGCAGCAGCUUUUGCAAUCAAUUUUCAUUGGAUUAAUAUUCUCGUUUCUUCUCGCGAAGUUGAUAUCUUUCGUCACUGCAUUUCGAGAAGAAAAUCUCACAAUUGCCCGUGCAUCAAGCACUGAGACGGCGACUCAAUUACCUCCACUAAGCUCGCGUCAUGUUCGGAAACCGUCAGUUCAAUCGGAGCCUGAAUCGACGGUAUCGGAAGGAGAAUUGAGUGAAAUUGCGUCGAGAAUUAGUGACGAUAACACUUCGAUUAUAGCUGAGAAAGGGAGUGUGACUGCUGGUGAUGCAUUUUUAGAUGAUGUUGUUACUGAUGAUGAUGAUUGGGAGGGUGUUGAGAGUACUGAACUUGAUGAAGCUUUUAGUGCUGCUACCGCUUUCGUCGCUGCAUCUGCAGCUGAUAAAAUGGCAACUAAAGUUGGGAAUGAUGUCCAACUUCUGCUUUAUGGUUUGUAUAAGAUUGCUACUGAAGGUCCUUGUAGUAUGCCCCCGCCUCCCUCCUUUAAGAUGACUGCUAGAGCUAAAUGGAAUGCCUGGCAAAAAUUGGGAGCCAUGCCUCCUGAGGACGCAAUGCAGAAGUAUAUUGAUAUUGUGACAGAACUAUUUCCUUCUUGGGCAAGUGGUGGCGCAGAUAAAGCCAAAGGUGAAGAUACUGAGGGGAAAAGCUCAGAAUCUAGGGGACCUAUGGGACCAGUUUUCAGCAGUUUUAUUCACGAGGAAGAAUCUGGAGUUGAAUUGAAAAUGGAUGCUAUUCAUGCCUUUGCGAGAGAAGGUGAUCUAGAAAAUUUGCUUAAAUGUAUUGAGAAUGGCAUUUCGGUGAAUCUGAAAGAUAGUGAAGGCCGGACUCCAUUGCAUUGGGCAGUUGAUCGUGGCCAUCUUCCUGUCAUAGAAUUGCUUUGUAUCAAGGAUGCAGAUACAAAUGCUAAGGAUAAUGAAGGACAAACUCCAUUGCAUUAUGCAGUUGUUUGUGAUAGAGAAGCCAUAGCCGAAUACCUCGUGAAGCAUGGUGCCGAUUCUAAUGUCAAAGAUAACGACGGUGCAUCCCCGAGUGAGCUCUGUGAGAAAAAUUGGCCAUGGAUGCAACCUACAGGUGAAGUGGUUGAGUAAUGGGUUCUUUGUUGGCUGUCCUAGACUCCCACUUUCACUUAUUAAAUCGAUUAGAAACUCCCGUAUGGAUUUGUACAUGCUAUGUAUUAUCAACCAUGGUCCUGUUUUGUCAUGAAGAUGUGUUGAUAUAGGUCAUCUUUUAAUUUAUUUCAAGUGUUUAAAUAAUUCUUUGACUGCAAUAUCUGAAGGAAAGGUUAUUUUAGAUUUAUAUAAUUUCAUUGUCGGUGUACAUAAUUUGUUACAUCAUGUAUUGUCAACCAUGGCUUUUUUGGCUUUUUUUAUUUGACUUUUAGCAUUUGACUUUUUCAUUGAUCAAGUAGAUAUUUAAGUA
Messenger RNA from Amaranthus tricolor (Joseph's coat), 1766 nucleotides. RefSeq names its product acyl-CoA-binding domain-containing protein 1-like. The record is from RefSeq and is a predicted model, not a curated record. The coding region runs from base 311 to 1435 and encodes 374 amino acids. Gene Ontology annotation, molecular function: fatty-acyl-CoA binding; protein binding. Lineage: Eukaryota; Viridiplantae; Streptophyta; Magnoliopsida; Caryophyllales; Amaranthaceae. The transcript has 6 exons.